Molecule: messenger RNA, 2361 nt
Organism: Polyodon spathula (Mississippi paddlefish)
Lineage: Eukaryota; Metazoa; Chordata; Actinopteri; Acipenseriformes; Polyodontidae
Product: serine/threonine/tyrosine-interacting-like protein 1
Exons: 5
Coding region: 295-1482 (395 amino acids)
Biological process (GO): protein dephosphorylation
Cellular component (GO): cytoplasm
Molecular function (GO): protein tyrosine/serine/threonine phosphatase activity
Source: RefSeq, a predicted model, not a curated record
CACAAAAACAAACACAGCACACACAAAGGGAAAGGAAGGAAGCCAGAGAAGACAGUGUUUGUAAAACAUGAUGCGUGCCGUCACAGUCUACAUCCGACUGAACCACUUGCUGCUGCUUUUGUUUUGGUUUUGACAAGGAAGAUAAAGUAAGUUACGUUUCCAUUAUUUUGCUGAUGAUGGCAGCUCCUUGAGCUGAUGAUGAAUGCCCGUUCUCCCUGGAAUCUCUCACCCUGGUGUGCCGUUGAUGGGAAAGGCUUUGCUGGUGCCACACACUGACCAAGGCCAAUGUAAGAAAUGGGGAUUGGAUCUUCCAGAGCUGGGAGGUGUCGGACUGCGCCCCUGAAUGUAUCCCAACAUGCCUGGGAACCCCAACGCAGCACUCCCUACAGACUCUCCAACGGCACCGACAAGGGCUCGGACUACCAGAGUGGGACGAAGCCUGUGGUCUCCAUAGUAACGCCUCUCUCACAAGGGAGCGCUGUGCAGAACGACACUGCCGUGCUAGUGCCCUCAGUGCCCGAGAGGCCAGUGGUCCGGGGGGGCUACGUCACGGCCCAGCAGGUCUACAACUUCCUGAACGCCGAGGCCGGAGAGCCAGCCCUGCACAACCCAGACUACAUCCUGAUCCUGGACUGCCGCAGCACUGAGCGGUACAAGCAAUCGCACAUGGUGACGGCGCGAGUCAGCCUGACAGUGCUGCACCCGGAGCUGGGCUGCCUGAUCACCAGGAGCCAGCUGCAGGAAUACUCCAUCAUCCUGCUAUACGGGGAGGAGGGGGACAGAGCGGAUGAGGGCUUCACCCCACCCCAGAGGAUCCCUGUGGUGUACCAUGGUGGUAGCAGAGAGUCUGCGGGGGACACCCCCACCCUGCAGCGCUGCUUCUUCCAGCUCAGCUCUCUGGGGAUGGACCCUGUGGUCCUCCAGGGAGGUUACGCAGCCUUCUCCCGUCUCUACCCCUUCCUGUGCACCCCCACGAUGAUCCUGCUGGAGUCCGAGCGCCGGGCCCUCACCAUCUACCCUUCGGAGAUCCUGGAGGGGGCAUUGUACCAGGGCUCGGCCAGGCAGGCGUCGGACUACCGCAUCAUCAAGAACCUGCAGAUCACCCACGUGCUGAACGCCACGGCUGAGUGCCCCAACGCCUUCCCCAGCACGCUGCGCUACCUCCACCUGCGGCUGAAUGAUGACACGCACCAGGACGUGGCUGAGAGCUUCCCCGCCGCCACGCGCUUCAUUACCCAGGCACUGCGGGCCGAGGGGGGCCGGGUCCUGGUGCACUGCAGCCUGGGGCGCAGCCGCAGCUCCGCCCUCACCCUGGCCUUCCUCAUGGAGCACCGCCAGUGGACCCUGCAGCAUGCCUACCAGUGGCUGAAGGAGCGCCGGGCCUGCGCUGCCCCCAACGACGGCUUCCUGCGGCAGCUCCUCACCUACGAGGAGAGGCUCUUCGGGAAGAAGCUCACAGACCUGCAGAACAUUCGAGUCUAGGGUUGGUCUGAUGGGCGGGGGGCGGGGUUCAUUCACUAAAGACUGGACGCGACUUGGGUAUCUAUAGAGAGUACCCAGGGUCCCAUUCUUCAAACCUUGCUGAGGAUGUUUUGCCAUGUAUCCAUCUGCCACGGGGACGAGAGUUCAAAUAUCAGCAGGGUUUAAACAGGAAUGUCUGAUGGAGGAAUGUAAAGGACACUCGAGGCAACUUAAAAAAAACUACAAAGCAGAAAAAAUGAACAGAGGCUGACAAUAUUUACCAUCACAGAGAUGUUUUUAAAUGGGAAUUAUAGAAGAAAGUGACAUACAGAUGGUGUUGCAUCAUUGUGUAGUGCCCUGUUUUCAAAUUGGAUUGUAGACUGCAGAUGGAACCUGCCACAGACAGUCCCAGUUUAACUUUCUGAACAAGAUGAUAAUUCUAGAUACUAACAGGGGGUAAUGUGUAAUGAGGGAAUACCUGGUAAAACUUUAACAGACUUGUUUGUUAACUGUCUAAAAUAAUAAUCCAUGUUCCUUUUAACAAAGUAGUGUUAAUAAUACAAUGAGCCAAACCUGUUUCUUUACCUAUGACAUUGUCAGGAAACACAGAGAAUAUUUUCCACAUUUAUUGUACAGUAAGAAGCUUAUUAAACAUGUAAAGGUAUAUGUUUUUUAAACAGUGUGGGAUACCCAUUUUAAACAUCAUUCCUCUAAAAUGUUGCUUUGCUUCAUUUCUUAUAGCUCUUGUCUUGUGUAGCCAGUAUGUGGCAUUGUAUGUCAGGGCGACAGAGAAUCUAAUCAAACCUGUCAUUAAGAGUUUAAAAGGCUGAAAGUGCAGUAGAUAGUUCAUUUAGGCCAUACAGAAUACUUCAGAUAUACAUCACUGUAUUCAAACACAAG